Molecule: messenger RNA, 1776 nt
Organism: Exserohilum turcica Et28A
Lineage: Eukaryota; Fungi; Ascomycota; Dothideomycetes; Pleosporales; Pleosporaceae
Exons: 2
Coding region: 1-1776 (591 amino acids)
Biological process (GO): nuclear inner membrane organization
Cellular component (GO): mitotic spindle pole body; microtubule organizing center attachment site; nuclear inner membrane
Source: RefSeq, a predicted model, not a curated record
AUGACGCUCUUGCGGCGCAGAUUGCGCUGCCAUUACUGCAAUGUUCAGUCACGAGACAGCGUCUCACAGACGCCCAAGACAUACCACUGUCCGCAUUGCGACGCCGUCAAUCACUUUGACGAGCGCGGAAACAUUACUGAUCCACCGAUAGAAGAGAUCGCAACCGCUCCUGCAUCCUUCUUUCACAAACACAUACCCUCGCGCUCACUGUCGCCUUUCAUGUCCGCGCCUGCCGACGACAUCUUCUGCGACGACUGCCAGCACAACCAAACACUCUACACAAGUCUACUCGCCGAGUUUCUACCAGACGAAGACGACCCCGAAUAUGACAAGUACCUUGCCGCCUACGACGAAUACAAGGUCGAGCUCGAGGAGCGUUAUCCGCAAGUCUGCAAAUACUGCCUGCCCCGGGUCCAGAAUCAAAUACGGAAUGCGAAUCAUGUAGCCAGAGCCGACAACCUGGCGCGCAUAAUGGAGGCGAGCAAAGAGAGGCGCACAAUUGUAUACACAUCGCGACAGACGUGGACGCUCCGGGCCAUUUCGCUGGCCAAGUGGACUUACAUGGCGAGCACGGUAGUGGGACUGCUCUGGCAUGCCGCUGGGUUGAUCAUGGUACCAAAGGAGGAUAUUCGGGAUGGUCAGAUCUUCAGUUGGAGCGCCUGUGCGCACCAGGCAUUGCUCUCACGCGCAGUCGACGACAUCUGUGUAUUUUCGCCAUAUAUAGUCAAAUGGCUGCAAUACGCUGUCAUUGCCGACCUGCUCACCAUCUGGUGGAACCCCAAGCUGAAGCUCAAGACAAACAGUCUGACGGGGAGAAUGCAGGGGCUCAAGUCGCUCUGGUCAAUACGCUGUGCCGUGGUCAUUCUCCGUUUCGCCAGCCUCUACUACUGGCAGCACACGCCAAUCGACAGCGACAAACUGCAGAGCUUCCGCUACACCCACAUGGUCAUGGCCGGCGUACUUGCUCUCUCGUCUCUCCUGACCUGGAAGACGGUCCGCAUCGUCUACGGCGCCGCACCCACCUUCCCAAAGGCAGCCCAAGAGCCCGUCCUCAGCGCACCCAGCAGCGCGAAGAAAGAGAGAAGAGGCUCGUACCAUCCUGCACACCCCCAAGCAGAUCUCUUCGACAGCAUGGCACAUUCCUUCGCCUCAGGCAUCCAAGGCUACCAGGAAUCCUCUCCAGCCCCUCCAUCACCAACGCUCACCGAAUCAUCCUACACGACGGGCGCAACAGACGCCACGACGCCCUUUGCCCAGCGCAACGCCUUCCUCGACAUGGACGUCGACGACAUGGACUGGACCCCCACCAAAGGCCGCUUCGCCUCUCAAACGCCCGAAGUCCUGCCCAACCAAUUCUCCAGGCGCCCAACAACAGCAGCCUACCAACAACAGCCUUUGUCGCCCUCGCCCAAGCCAAGAGAACCCCACUCCAUCUUCGCCCGCAAAGACCCAAACCCCUUCCGCCACCGCGUCCCCGCUGCACCCCCCACCUCGCUCGCCGCAAACCGCAAGCCCGACCCGUGGAAACGCGCCGUGUGGGCGCCCCCGCUCAAAGAAAGCAUGCCCAACUUCUUCAAGGAGCAAAAAAACGCGAGGCCCGCUGAUGAUGGCUCCGAAAACGCCAAAUCAACACAUGGCCUCGAGGGCACCGGCGUCCCCAGAAAUGUAAAGAGAGAUGCUGAGCUCUUUGCUAGCCCAAAGCUCAAGUAUGAUUACUAUGGUACUAUGAAGGAUACCGGGCUUGAGGAUACCUUCAAUUCCUUGUUCUCAAAGUAG